CCUAAGCAGUCUAGUGCUGGCAGGAUUACUGAACUGCAGGGCACUAACAGCAGUAGGCAGAAAGGGGUCAGACAAGCCUUGGAGAAGGCAAGGUCUGGAGCUCUGAGCCCAGGUCAGAAGUAGGGCAAGGUUAACCGGCCUGAGGGAAGGCUGCAGUUGAACAGGAAAACAGGUGGCAAGAGUCCUGGCCCCUCGACAGGACAAGAGACACCUUGAAGCAAUCGAGUGCUUUAGUGUUGGUGACAGAAAUCAAGGCCCAAUUUGUGGUCUCUGAAUGAAUGGAGAUGAGUCACAAAGAGAAGUGAAAUGCCUGGCAAACAGUCAGAAGACAGGCCAAUGGAAGUGGCAGCUGUGGAGGAUGGAGGUGAUGAAGGCUUGGGAGGCCUCACGGUAGAGGAGCUGCAGCAGGGUCAGGAGGCUGCUCUGGCCUUGGAAGACAUGAUGGCUCUGAGUGCCCAGACCCUGGUCCGAACAGAGGUGGAAGAGUUGUACGAGGAAGUGCGCCCCCUGGGCCAGGGCCGGUUCGGUCGUGUCCUGCUGGUUACUCACCGCCAGAAAGGAACACCCCUGGCGCUGAAGCAGCUCCCCAAGCACUCCACUUCCCUCCGCAGCUUCCUGUAUGAGUUCUGCGUGGGCCUCUCGCUUGGCACACAUCCAGCCAUCGUGGCAGCCUAUGGCAUUGGCAUUGAGUCAGCCAAUUCCUACAGCUUCCUGACAGAGCCUGUUCUCCACGGGGACCUCAUCACCUUCAUCAAGCCCAAGGUGGGUCUCCCACAGCCAGCAGUCCAGCGCUGUGCCGCCCAACUGGCCUCUGCCCUGGAGCACAUUCACUCCCAUGGCCUGGUGUACCGGGACUUGAAGCCAGAGAAUGUGCUGGUGUGUGACCCAGCCUGCCAGCGUGUCAAACUGACAGACUUUGGCCACACCCGGCCCCGAGGGACAAUGCUCCGACUCACUGGGCCACCUAUCCCCUACACUGCCCCUGAGCUCUGUGCCCCACCCCCCCUCCCUGAGGGACUACCCAUCCAACCUGCCCUGGAUGCCUGGGCUCUGGGGGUCCUGAUCUUCUGCCUUCUUACUGGCUACUUCCCCUGGGACCAGCCCCUGGUGGAGGUUGACCCUUUCUUCGAAGACUUUCUCAUCUGGCAGGCUUCUGGCCAGCCCCAAGACCGGCCACAGCCAUGGUAUAACCUGUCACCUGCAGCAGACACUCUCCUGUGGGGGCUGCUGGAUCCUCACCCCCGGAAGCGGAACCCUGUAAGCUCCAUCAAGAGCUAUCUAGGCCAACCCUGGAAGCAGAGGGAGGAGGGGGCUGAGGAAUUGACAAAGGAGCUGAGAGAAGAUGGGUCGAGAGGAGGACAGGAGGCUGCAAAGGGAGAGCAACCUGCAUGCUGAGACCGGCUUAGCCUGAGCUGCCUGGCUGUGGCCUCUUCUCUGUUUUCAAUCUGUCUCUGAUCUGUCCUAUGUGUUAUGUGUGUCCCUCCUUUAUGCUGUGUGUGCAUCCGUAAAUGUGUGUAUGUGUGCUUAUUUGUAUAUGUGUGCACAUGUGUUUAUGCGUGUAGACAUGCAGAUAUAUGUAUCUGUGUGUAUGCACACAUAUGUGUUUCUAUGUGUGCAUGUGUUCAUGUGCGUAUAUGUAUGUGAACAUAUGUAUCUGUGUAUGCACAUAUGUGUAUGUGCAUGGCAUGUGUGUAUGUACAUGAGUGUAUGUGUAUGUGUGUGUAUACAUGUAUAUACAUGUAUCUGUGUACACACAUAUGUGUGUGCAUGGCAUGUGUGUAUGCACGUGAGUGUGUGUGUGUAUGUGUGUGGUGCUGUAUGUAAAUCAGAGGACUUUUAGGAGUCAGCCCUCUUCUUCCACCUUUGAGCCCAGCCACGGAACUGAAUUCUUGUCAGUCUUCGAGUGCCUUUACCUAUGGAAGCCGUCUUGCAGGCUCUGGUCUAUAACUCUGGAUCCUCCUGCCUCAGCUUCCUGAGUCUUGGGAUAGCAGGCAUGCACCAUGCUCAGCUGUCCUGCAUAGCUUUCGCCAUCCCACCCACCUCAGCUAGCCUUCCCCACAAACCCAGGUAAAAUGGCCACCUGCUGUGAACUUCACAAUCCUAGGCCCCUCUGUACUUCCAUGGCGUGUGCCGUACCUUUACUAACUGCUUAUUUUCUGAACCCCCAGAGGGUUGGUUUUGACCCCUGAAGGAAUGACCCUACAUCUCUGAGCAAUGCCCAGCCUGCAGCCAAUGAGUAGACACAGCUACUCAGCAUUGCUCCCCACUACUGGGCCUCUCACCCUCUUCAUCACUGUCCCCUGGCUCUCUCAUGCGGCUUCGCUCCACUCAGAGCUGCUCUGGCUUUUGUCGCUCACCCACCUGCAUGCUGGGACAGCACCUUCUGUGUGAGGUACACUUGUCCAGCUGCUCUCUGCAAAUAAAGUUCCCCAGGCAACUGAA
Messenger RNA from Rattus norvegicus (Norway rat), 2442 nucleotides. Lineage: Eukaryota; Metazoa; Chordata; Mammalia; Rodentia; Muridae. The record is from RefSeq and is a predicted model, not a curated record.